Phytophthora nicotianae INRA-310 is the source of this 753-nucleotide messenger RNA. RefSeq lists its product as hypothetical. NCBI's taxonomy places the organism in Eukaryota, Oomycota, Peronosporomycetes, Peronosporales, Peronosporaceae. The record is from RefSeq and is a predicted model, not a curated record. The annotation marks the transcript as partial. The transcript is spliced from 5 exons.
UCAUGUGGACCACACUUCAUAAUCCGAUUCCUAAUUCUCAGGCCGUCCAAAUGAGUGCCGCGCCGGCGAAUGUGGUCGGCUACGACGUGCCCAAUGGGGACUUCUGCGCAUAUCUGAAGGGAUUCUGGAAGCGCAACCUGGAGUGGCGCCGCUUUGGUGCCAGUUUCAAGCAUUUGCGCUCCACCAACAACAUCGUAUUCAUCGAGGAAGACCUUGACGCAGCGCGACAGCCCAACACCCAAUUCCUCCGGUGGUCUUUCGGCCGAACACUCAAGCAGCAGGAUUUGGCUAGCGCUUAUACCGUGCAGUUCAUUCCGGACGAACAGGGCACUUUCAUGGAGUGGAGCUUUGAGGGCGUGACGUGCCAUGGCGUGUUCAAGCCAGAGGCCAACGUGGCCAUUCUCAACUUCUGUCUUCAGGAGUCCAUGGUUACCAUCACAUACCGCGUACUUGAUGCCAAUACGAUGGCCGUGUGCAUCGUGGACGUGGACAGCGAGCACACACCGACAAUCCAAUACGGCAACAUGUAUCGCAUCAAUCCGUCCAAGUACGAACGCGAACCCGAGGAUUGAGCUCUUGCCAUCAUCUGUAUCGCACUUAAUUGAAUCGCUGAUAAUACUACGAGACUUUGUGUUGAAUUUGGGCCAAGUGAGCAAUGGCCUGCAGGCGUGUGGUGAUCGGAGGCACCUUCGCGUGCGACGAAGCCCUCGCCGUGCCACUGCAGUAUCUUCUAAAGAAUGUUAGUGCAACUAC